This is a messenger RNA of Seminavis robusta, 3346 nucleotides long. Lineage: Eukaryota; Bacillariophyta; Bacillariophyceae; Naviculales; Naviculaceae. The record is from the annotation of a GenBank genome assembly.
AUUAUUUUUGCCGUCGCACAUUUGCUCCUCAAAACCUCGCUUCAUCCAGAAGAGCCGAAAGGACAGCCAUUUUUGCGACAAGAUAGAAACAACUGCCAACCAAAGUGCUCAUUGCCUUGGCUUCCCUGCUUUGUGUGUGUCAAUGCCAUGACAUGUGCGGCAUCCUAUUGACUGUGUCUCUCGUGGAGAAUGGAGAAUCAGUCGGAGAAGGAAAUGCCAGUGACAGCAACAGCCACGACGAGAAUCUGUGUCGAAGAGGUCCCGACCAUGUGAAGUCGGUGGUGGUCCACUGUCCCAAACAGCUUUUGCGAGUGGAGCUCCAAGCAUCCGUGUUGAAAAUGAGAUCCCACUCCACUCUGCAACCAGUCGCCAUUCCAUUGGCUGCAAAAUCGCAAAACGAAGCGUUGCAUCUUGCUUGGAAUGGCGAAGUCUAUCAAAGGAUCCCUCAUGACAACAACAAUGAUAGCAAUAGUGAUGAAACAAUGGAGACUGUGGCAGACUAUGACGUUGACGACACCCAAUUGGUGGCAGAGUGCGUGCGACAACUACAAGCCCACUCUGUGUUGGAUGCUUCAUCAAGCUCUCCUUCUACUGAUAGUCUCCAGGACUACGCCUCUUUGCUGGCUGGUGUCUUUGGACGGUUGGUCAAUGCCGAAUACGCCUUUUGCCUACUGACGCCCUGGGCCAUUUAUUAUGCCAGAGAUCCGUGGGGACGACGCUCUUUGCUCCUUUCUUCAUCUACUUCUCAGACAAAUUGGAAACUUGCUUCCGUCAAAGAAUCAGACGACAACUUGACAUGGACAGAAGUCACACCAGGAAUCCUUCAUGAAUAUCGAUUCCAGGACGGAAAAUUUCACACAACCCCCAUUGUCGUCCAACAAACCAUACCACAACAAUUAUUGGCCAUACAAGAGACAUCCAUACCGGAACAUCUAAAUGUCACUCCAUCCAUGUGGAAGGCGAGUUUGGCAUUGGAGCACUACUUGCGAGAAGCAGUCCGACUUCGUGUUUCGGGCAGCAGCCAGAACCGUCCAUCGGUGGCCGUACUAUUCUCGGGUGGAGUCGAUUCGGUCGUAUUGGCGGCACUCACUCUACAAAUUCUACCCACGGAUCAACCGUUAAGGUUGUGGAAUGUCUCGUUUGUCAACAACAAAGAACAGCAACAACAAGCUACUCCCUCUACGGCACAAGAUUGUCGUGCCGCAUUGGCAUCCUACAAAGAGCUCCAGCAGUUGUUUCCACAUCAUACUGCCGUGAGUUUGGAAACCACCCAAGUGACAUGGGAUGAAAUGACAAAGUGGGAACCACAUGUGCGCACGUUGAUUCACCCAAAGACCACACUCAUGGACUUGAAUAUCGCCAUGGCAUUGUGGUUUGCCAGUCGUGGGGGACAACACGCGGAUAGUGAUGACCCAAAGAUAUUACUGGUGGGAAUGGGGGCCGACGAACAAUUGGGAGGAUAUGGGAGGCAUCGAAAAGCCUUUGAACAAGCCAUGAACCAAAACAACAAUCCAGAACUGGCAUUUGCGAGCCUGCUACAAGAGCUCACAUUGGACAUGGAUCGUCUAUGGGAACGUAAUCUUGGACGGGACGAUCGCAUCUUUAGUGAUCACGGCAAGGAAGCGAGGUUUCCCUAUCUGGACUAUUCCGUCAUGAACUUUGUAAAGCAAACUCCUCUGGAGGAUGUGUGCGAUUUUAGCCUUCCGCCAGGACAAGGGGACAAACGGAUACUGCGACUGGUGGCAAUGCGGUUGGGAUUGCAAACAGCCUCGGGGAUGGUCAAGAGAGCCAUUCAAUUUGGCAGUCGUAUUGCUCAUGUGAGUGAUAAGAAACGCUUUGGUAGUCGGCGCAAAGCGCAAGGGACGGCCGUGGCAUGAGUUUAUUACUGCCCAACUAACUUGCGAGAGGUCACCUGGCUAGCUGGCAGCACUCGAUACGGUUAUGCAAACCAAGCUUAUAAAAGUUUACUAUUGAGCGGACACUCGGAGCUCCUUGUGCUGCAUAGCCAAUGCAUCGUCAAACCUCGAACGGCCACGAAGAGAAUUGCUCAUGUUCAAGCAACUAGAAUCUUUCAUUUCCCGGACCGAAACGCAUGUCGACUGGUAGUCUCCUCCAUGACGUUCCAAUAUCGAAUCCGCCACAUCGAAUCCUCCCCAGUCAAUCCAAUGCUCCACGGACCGUUUCAAGUAGAGCUCUCUCAAGUGUAUUCGCACCUUGUGCGUGUCGCAAAACUGGAAACAAAGAUAAUUUGCCAGAGCCGCGUCCUGCAGGAAGCCUGCUCGUGUGGCACUCACAAUGGCAGAGUCGUACAUUGCCAUGACUGCGUCCACCUCCUUGGGCUUGUUUGGGUUGACAUCAACUGUCAUCAGUUCGGCUUGAAGCAACUGAAGUUUAUGAAGAAGAUUGAUGGCGCCCUUCUUGACCAGCUUUUUGAAGUGCUUCACUUGCUUCUCUGCCUCUUGUCGUCCCUUGCGCGUUGGAGACUUGCGGCAAUUGGCAAUGGCAAUAAGGGCCACGUGGUAAAGCCGAGAUGCAUACCAAAAGGAAGCUCCCAUGAUGCCGGGUUUGCAGUCGGCCAGCUUCUCUGACAUUUCUGUUGCCUUCUCCAGAUCGCCCCUGUAGUAGGAUAUGAUCAUCUGAAAGGAAUGGAUGGAUUGAACACCGCACUUUUUGUGUGCCGGGAAGGCUUUGCGACGCUCCAUCACAGUACCCGUUUCCAUGGUGCUUGGAUCUGCCGACUUUCCCGUCAAGUUUAGCAGACAUUGCCAAAGCGGUGAUGCAAGCAAGAAGAACAUGAUCUGGUUGUAUUCCAGAUAGAGCUUGCCGAACAGUUCCAUGUCUUGCAGCAGUGGACCCAGGGGGAGACCAGAAUAGAAGUAGUUGACUGCAUAACCCACAGUGGACUGGAAGGCGUUACUCACAUUCCCCGAUUUCAUGGAGAGCUGGUUGCACUCAAUGAACUUUUCCAAGGAAUAAUGCACAGGCUCUUUCCACCAUUUGUUGAGAUGACCAAGGUAGCACAGCACUGUGCCAUAAUUUGGGUCGACUCCCCCUUGCUUCGCAAUGACCUUUUCAGCAAGUCGGCCCAGACGAUAUCCUUCCUCAAUGUCUUGGUUUUGACUGAUGAUGCACGUAGCGGCCAUGACAAAGAAAUGUGGUGCCAGAGACUUUGACAAGCCAUGCUUGAGCGUGAUGCUGACCAUGCGACAAGUGAGUCCGUCAUUGGCGGGAGCUUGAGAAUCUUUUCAUCGGACAAUCGCUUGGCAUGAAACCUCAUCUUUCUGUACUCCCACUCUACCUUGACUUUGCUUGGGUUCUCCUCGACGUUUUCUCCCAACUGUUGCAG